This is a messenger RNA of Dacryopinax primogenitus, 219 nucleotides long. RefSeq lists its product as uncharacterized. The record is from RefSeq and is a predicted model, not a curated record. NCBI's taxonomy places the organism in Eukaryota, Fungi, Basidiomycota, Dacrymycetes, Dacrymycetales, Dacrymycetaceae. The transcript has a single exon. The coding region runs from base 1 to 219 and encodes 72 amino acids.
AUGGAGAAAAGGGUGGAAUUGUUGAUCUUGCAAAACCAAAUACAUACAGUGUGCCACAUCAACUAUACCACAUAUGAUGUGCAGCAUGCUCAAGAUACCAUCCAUGUUGGCAAGGGGCAGUGCAAUAUCAUGCUUCCCUCUGGGGAUGAUUCCAUGGACUCCCAUCCUUACUGGUAUGCCCGAGUGAUACACAUCUUUCAUGUCAACUUGAUGCACUGA